GACACAUAACUGUAACUCCUCAAAAAAUCCACCAUCUGAUCGUUCCGUUCUGUUGUAAUUCACUCAAAGUCAAAGUUAACUACAACAAUUAACUAACUAAUCCACCCAUCAUCAUCACCAUUCAUUCCACAUUUUUACUCUUUAAUAGAUCAUUUCGUUAACAAAACUAAUCUCUGCAUGGACAAGAUCAUUCAAUUAGCAACAGCACCCGCCCCUAUUUCCACUCCACUCCACAAAUUCAGUUAAUUAAAUCCCAAUUAAACUUGAAUCAUUGAACCUAAAUAAAUAAUGGCGUCUUAACAAGAAAUUUUGUGUAUUAUUAAUUAAAUUAAACCCCCAUCUUCUCAAUAAUUACCUACCAUAUCAAGGUUAUUUAAUUUCUUGACCUUGGACUUGAUUAUUUUCCUGUUGCGACCUUUUUCGUCAUGUCAGACCUAUUUCGCUCCGCGUUGGGUUACCUCAGCUCGUCAACGACUUCCGCCACGUCAUCUUCGUCCGGGGGUGGCGUGUAUAACUCGGCGAGUGGUGGUUCCUCCGAGGAGACUUCCGCACUCGGAGAGGUCAUCACGUUCUCUGCCAAUGGACAUAAUACGAGAAGUGUACGGAUUACAAAACUCAUUGCGGAAGGUGGAUUCUCGUACGUUUUUAAAGGUGUCGACCUUCAAAAUGGUGAUAUCGUUGCGAUCAAGAAAAUCAUGGCGCCUGACGCCGAGGCGAAAAAAGCCGUCGCCGAAGAAAGAGAAUUCCUCGCCCAGUUUCAACACGAAAAUAUUGCCAACUUUUUCGGAACUUAUGUGAAAUCAGGCGCGUCUCGAAUGGAGGAACAUUAUCUUGGCCUCGAGUUCUGUCCCGUACAACUCCCUACGCCGCCCCUGCGCAUCCAACAUACAGCGCAAGUUUUCGCCCAAACUUGCAAGGCUAUCAAGUACUUGCACGACUUUGGCAUUGUCCACAGAGAUAUCAAACUCGAAAACAUUCUCAUUGGAGGGGACGGUCUCGUAAAGCUUGUCGAUUUUGGAUCAGCCACGAUGGAAAAAUUUUACCCUACACCGGACUGGUCGAUGGCGAAACGGACUCUUGUCGAGGAGCAGAUUGCAGCAAAAACGACACCUAUGUAUCGCGCUCCGGAAAUGCUUGACCUCUGGUCUAACCACGCUAUCGAUGAACACGCUGAUCUCUGGGCGUUAGGCUGUCUACUUUUCGCCCUCAACUUUGGCCAACAUCCGUUCCAAGAUUCUAAUAAGCUCGCCAUCGUCAAUGCAAACUAUUCCCUGCCCAAGAACGUGUCCGAUUCAGGCCCUGUCGUAACUUUGAUCCGCGGACUCUUAAAAGUUGACCCGGUAGAGCGUCUCUCUUUCGGUCAGAUGUUCGAGGUGUUAGCGUCCAUCGCAGAGUCGCAGAAUUUCUCACUGAACGCUCCCCUCCCGUUCAAAGCCCCCAUUUCACCGCAGAACACAGGCAUCGGAAUUGGCGGAGGGAUAUUACCCGGUGGAAGUGGGAUCGUCAACCCAUUAGCAAAUUGUGGUCCAGCCAUGGACAGAGGGCAAGCGCCAGUGUCGAGUCAUCACCAUCACUCGUCAGCGGCACCAAGUGGGGGCGGAUCUCUCUUCAGCAGCCUUCGUGGCGGGGCUGUCUCGUUGAUUAAGAACAUUAAAGAGCAGAGUCAGCAAUAUCUCGCGCCAACGUCGCCCUCGGGAGUUCCGCUCACGUCGAGCAACGGUUCCGUCGGUGGAAGUCCAGAUCAUCAUCAACCCCCCGCAAGAACCCCACGUCCUGCGCCAGCUUCCGCGUCACAACAUCCUAGUCGUCCUCCGCCACCAAGACCGGCCCCACCCAGUCCCCUCCUCGCCCGAAAAGGAGAACCCAUCGAAUUUGAAAAUCGUGAAUAUGCGGCGAUGAACACUACUUCAGCCUCAGUUCCAGUCCGAUCUUCUGGCCCACCCCCACGCCCACAAGCCCCACCUUCACCACGACAUCACGACGUAGAAGCGGUCUCAUCUUCCUCCCCAAAAAUAGCAAAUUUGCUCGACAUGAGUUUCGAUUCACCGAAUUUAGAACCUUCACCUCCUACUCAACCCGGAUCGAAUGCACAUCUACUCGACGACCUGUUCGGCACUGCCACUGGUGCAGCAACAACGACAGAGGAUCUCUUUUGGGGUGCACCCACCCCUUCUGCUCCUCCCACCACAAGUAAUAAUACAACGCAGCAAUCAUCCGACCUUGGCGACCUACUCGGAGAUCCGCGGGACCCGCUUGCGUCCCUUUUGGGCACUUCGGCUCCCAGUUCGCGACCCUUUUCUGGCAGUGGUGGCGGAUUCGCGGCGAAUUUUGGUGGUCAAACUAAUAGUCAGACGUUCCUCCAGCAACCUUCCAACACGAUGCCGCAAUCGGCCUCAUUUCAAAACCUCAACGCCACCUCCUCCUCCCUUCUCGGGGGACCACCCCUCCUCUCGUCUGCUUCAUCAGGAAAAAUCCCGAAAAAUAGCUCCUCCCCCAACCUCCUGUCCGACCUCAUUCUCGGCGACAUAAUUUCUGGUCCAGCCGCCAACUCUAAUUCCUUCGCCGCCUCGGUCAAUAUUUCUUCCGCAGGGGCUUCCGCUUCUGGCGGGUCUUCAAACCCGACUCUAUCUUCCCAAUCUCGUCCAAAUUAUAAUCGGACUCUUUUCGAGCCACCGCAACCUGUACCGAAACAAAAUUUGAACGAUGUGUUCGGCGACAUUUUGUCCUCCCAAGGAUUCGCCGCCAGCAACCGGCUCGACGGCGGGAAGACUAUUAACGACAUGAGAAAAAUCGACAUUCUCUCCAACCCAAAUGCAAACCUGACGCAGAUUAAGGUCAACGACUGGCGCGACGGCAAGAAGAAGAACAUUCGCGCCCUGCUCUCCUCACUGCAUACCAUCACGUGGGACGGGUGUCACUGGGAGGAGACAAAUAUGUCGCAAAUGAUAACGCCCGCCCAGGUCAAGAAGACUUAUCGGAAAGCAUGCCUCGCCAUCCAUCCUGAUAAGCAAAUGGGCGAGGAGUGGGAGGAGUUGGCGAAACUCAUAUUUGUCGAAUUGAACGAGGCAUGGGCGGCUUUCGAAGAGUCUCAGUAAUGCAGAUUAGUUAAUUGCGGAUUGACGGAUUUUAAUUAAUUAAUUACAUCGUGAUCGAUAAGUGCUUAUACACACUGCAGCUAUAAUACUUUUUUAUUUUAGUUAUAGUUAAACUCCUAAGUACUCUCGACAUUCAUAUUAAUUAAGUUCCUGCACAUUUUUAAUGUAAAGUAAUUUCACUUAAUUUUUUAACCCAGAGAGUCGACAAAUGGUGAUGAUUGAAUACAAUGAUGAUGCUGUUUUAAAUUGUGAUUUCGAGAUUGGAACAGGUCGCUAUUUAAUUGUGAAUGUACUUUAAUGAAGCAAUUUAUGCGGAUGUUUGUAAUCCAGAGAUGCAUUUGAUCUGUAUAAGUUUAUAUACAGUCUGAUUUCCCUCGUGAUCUUUGCAAGCUUGUUGAAACUUACAACGUGACACGAAGUUACUGGGUUACAAACAUCCGCAUGAAUUGGUUCAUUUAAAGAUAAAUUUACUUAUCGAGUGCCGUUAAAAAUAUGUAUGAUCAAAAUUUUAAAUAAGUGUGGAAAGAAUAAGAAUACCGUCAAGAUUCAGAAUAUUUAUUAAUGAAGUACAUAGAGAUGAUAAUGAUGUUAAAUCCUAUACUCAAAAUGGUAAGGUAUCUUUAUAACCGUGUAAACUGUGUAAAGUUUGUAAAUUACAUACGAAUCUAGCCAAGUCAAACACAGAUUUCAUUCCGUGGAAAAUUUUACAACUUAAUUUUCUUUCAAGAUUUGUUUUCGAAAAUCUUGGUGCCUGUACUAAUUUUACGCAGUUUACACAGCUACAAAGCUUCACGUGGAUUACCUCAAAUAGAACGAAAAUGGAAACAGAACAAUAAUUAGGGUAGUGAAAAAAAUAAAGGAGCGAUUUAAUGAUAUUACAGUAAUAAGCAAGAAAACUAUUAAAAUUAGUUAUCAUCAACUCCUUAAUUACUUAAUUCCAAUUAAAUACUUACAUAAUUUAUAGAAAUCAUUUUUAGUCAUCAAAUCCUUGACUGAAUAUUAAGUAAACAAUUAUGUAGAUAAUAAGUUUCCAAUAAUUUCUUUUCAAUUAAAUAGUUUUAACUUUCCGAAAUUGUUUCCAUAUUUUAAAACUGAUUAAUUUUAAAGGAGAAGGAUUUUAAUUUAUUGAUAAUUAAUUACACAUGAAACGAUAAUUGUCCUAAGUUAACAAAGUCAACUACCAUUUUUUAUGAUGUGAAGUAACAGAACCGAUGAUGAAAUUAGAAAUUAGUGAAACAUACGAAAUAUAAAUCAAGUGAGAAAUAAAAAAAACGUAAGUGUAA
Messenger RNA from Folsomia candida, 4378 nucleotides. RefSeq names its product cyclin-G-associated kinase (gene aux). Bases 426 to 3095 code for a protein of 889 amino acids. Gene Ontology annotation, cellular component: cytoplasm. The transcript has 12 exons. Gene Ontology annotation, biological process: protein phosphorylation. Gene Ontology annotation, molecular function: protein serine/threonine kinase activity; ATP binding. Lineage: Eukaryota; Metazoa; Arthropoda; Collembola; Entomobryomorpha; Isotomidae. The record is from RefSeq and is a predicted model, not a curated record.